GCAACUAUAGAAACAAGCUAACAGCGGCUGUAGUUAGUAUUCUGUUCUAACUACAUACAUAUAAGCCAUAGUAAAAUAUAGAUGAUGAAGCUAACACACUAAUGUGUAGUUGUUGUCGAUUGUGGUGGUGUUAGUUGCAAAAGUAGUAUUAUGCCCUCUAUAUGGAUGGAUGGUUGGUUGUUUGGAUGGAUUGACUGUUAGCCAUACGGUAUGUCAGUCAGAAUAACCAGCAAGUAAGAAAAAUAAAAACAAACAGAAAAAACACAAAUACAUUCACAGAGAUAUUUACGUUUGGAUAGAAUACAAUUGAUACCUUGUGCUGUGUUCUUUUCGUAUACAUGUGAGAAUAUGUAUACAUGUAUAAAUGUUUAUUUUUUCUUCUGUUGUUAUUAAUGUCGAUGAUGGUGGGUAUGUUUCAUAUUAAGUACAUAUUCUAUACAAAAAACAACAAUAACAAACAGACACUUUUCUAUAUACAGAUAUAGACUCACUAACACGCAAAUUGUAUAGUCUUACAGCAAUAGCAAAAACAACAAGGCGAAUUGAAAUAAAAAUAAAAACAACAACGACGAAUGCUACUACAGCAACAACACACUCACACUUAAAUAUGUACUCGUAUUAUACCGUUUUUAUUUCAUAUGGCAAACGUACGUGUACUAACAGAGCAUUAGUAUUAAAGUGUUACUCAACAUAUAAACACCACACACGAGAAAUUCAAAAGUAAAACAAACCGAAAGAAAAGAAAAAAAUAAAAAAACAAGAAAAUUCAUCAAUAGAAAACAAAGUCGCAAAAUAGAGACAUUGAGGAAAUUUUACUAAACGAAACCAACAAACUUACAUGUAUUAUGUUUAUUAAGUAAUUACUUAUUAUUCUUGAAAUCCUAAAUAAUUAAUUGGCAUUUUAAAACAAUUUCAAAAACAAUACCAAUUUUAUGUGCAAAAAUAAUAGAAACAAACAACGCAAUAACACAACAACAAACCAACUCAAGUGCUUUGUUGUUAUGGCAUCAACAACACAUCUCUUACUUAUACUUACUAACACAUAACCUCAAAUUGUAUAUUAAUAUUUUUAUUAUUGCAAUAAUACACUCACUCACGCAACCAAUACAUUCAUUCAUUCAUCGUACAUACAUAUGUGUGAAUUUUUGAACCUUUAAAUAAGAAUAAGGCAAUAAUAAAAAGACAUAUUAAGAAGUGUUGAAAACUUAACCAAUAAGUGUAUUUGGAGUGGAGUGCUAUAAUUUUUGACAAGUUUUGUUUCUAUUAUUAUGAAAAUGGCAACAUUAUCAAGACGAUCAUCAGGUGCAAAUUCGAAUGGGUCAACAGAUCCUGUACUAUCACCCACAAAAAAGCCUAAAAGACGCAAUGAACGGAAUAUUCUUACAUUUUACGAAAAAAUUGCCGUUAUACGUUACUACGAUGAGACCAAUAUAUCACGCAACAGUUUAGCUAAAAUGUUUCACUGUUGUGCUACUCAAAUUCGUCGCAUAUUAGAGCGUAAGCAGGAACUAUUACAACAACUGGCCACUCUGAGUGAGGCAGAUGCCUCAAUUAUAAUCGAAGAGAUGACACGCAAAAGGCGUAAAUUUGAAAUGAGUGCCAUUAGUUUUAUACUACAUCAGUGGGUGGAGAGAUGUCGUCAAAUGCGUCUUCGCAAAAGUAUUACAAAUGAAACACUUAAAGAGACUGCCGUUAAAAUGGCCGCUAUACUAAAUCUGCCCGCUUUCCGUCCUUCGUACCGUUGGUUGAAUCGUUUUCGCGGUAAAUAUAAAUACAACGAUGAAGAUUUAGGUUCGGGCCAGGGACCAAAUACCAAUGAUGGUGAAUUGGCAGUUGAGGAUAUAAUCAUCGAAUUUAAGGACUCCCUGCCAAGUUUUAUGCAAAAGGAAAUUUCUGCAAUUACUUCAUCGGCUAAGGUGGAUGAAAAUACCUCAACUGCAAUUGUUAGUGAAGUGAAACGAACCGAAGUUCCGGUCAUCAUAAACGAUGACAAUAGCAAUGAUGAUUUUGAAAUAUCGGAUGACGAUGACAACGAUGAUGACGACAUGAAUGACAGCAAGGAGAAUACAAAGAGUUCGGCUAACAACGAAGAUGAUGAUGUUCAAGUGAUCGAAAUUAAAACUAAGGAAACUAUUCUACCAAUACCUGUAAAACCAUCUCCGAUGGCAAACGAUUUAAAAAAAGCAGAUCUCGCAGUUCCGCAAGACUAUCGUAUGAAUGCUGGUUCAGCUGCCUUGCUGCACAGCAUCUUUCCACAUCUUGCCGUUAUACACCAAUUUGCCUUACUUAAUUCGGAUGUUAAAGCUUUGGAAUUAAUCUCCCAAUUGGGGGUUCAUAUGAAAACCCAAGCCGACGAAGGUGCCUAUAAACAGUUGUCGCUGGCGACAUCCGUUACCAAUGAUGUGAACACGUCAGAAUUUGACCCAAAUAAUGAUAAUAUAUAUCCGGAUAUUGAUGAUAUUGUUUUGAUUGAAUAACCUUGUUUGAACUGAAUUUUUAUUUUAUCAAUUAAAGCAAAUGUACUUAAAAUACGUUCUCAUAUAAAUAUCGAGCAUGAAUUUCUGUAUUUAAAUAGUUUUAAGUACUUUUAAGAUGUAUUUAUGAAUUCAAUUUUUUAUUUUAUUAUUUCAUUGUAUCAUUUAAGUUUUUCAGUAUAUUAUUGAAA
Lucilia cuprina (Australian sheep blowfly) is the source of this 2665-nucleotide messenger RNA. RefSeq lists its product as uncharacterized. Gene Ontology annotation, molecular function: DNA binding. The transcript has 2 exons. Bases 1269 to 2477 code for a protein of 402 amino acids. The record is from RefSeq and is a predicted model, not a curated record. Lineage: Eukaryota; Metazoa; Arthropoda; Insecta; Diptera; Calliphoridae.